Molecule: messenger RNA, 2302 nt
Organism: Clarias gariepinus (North African catfish)
Lineage: Eukaryota; Metazoa; Chordata; Actinopteri; Siluriformes; Clariidae
Product: meiotic recombination protein REC8 homolog
Exons: 18
Coding region: 87-1880 (597 amino acids)
Biological process (GO): synaptonemal complex assembly; mitotic sister chromatid cohesion; replication-born double-strand break repair via sister chromatid exchange
Cellular component (GO): synaptonemal complex; cohesin complex
Molecular function (GO): chromatin binding; protein binding
Source: RefSeq, a predicted model, not a curated record
UCAGCCUUCAGUGAAAGUUUAGUGUUGUAUCAUAUGCGAUUAAGUGGUAUUUUAUUAAACUUGAUAAACCAAAUUUAUCGAAAAGAAUGUUUUAUUAUCCGAAUGUACUUAAUCACAGAACUGGCUGCUUCGCCACAAUAUGGCUGGCAGCCACGAAGGCCAGGAAGAUGAACCGGAGGGAUCUGCUGAAGGUGAACAUCCAGAGCACAUGCACUGACAUCAUGGACUAUGUGCUGGUACGAGUGCCUCCUCUGGCUGCAGGACUUCCUCGGCCUCGCUUCUCCCUCUACCUGUCCUCUCAGCUACAGUACGGAAUCAUCCUCGUCUUCCACCGCCAGUGCCAGCUACUGCUCGAGGAGAUCCAGGAGGCCAUUGACCGGCUGCACCGUCACCGGGUCCAGGUGCAGAUCGACAUGCUGCCCGAGGAGCUCAGACAAACUCAAACCCUUCCUGACGCUCUCGCUCUUCUGACUGAGACGGAGGGGGCGCGGGAUCCGUUCUUCGGAUCAAUAGAGUUUGGUCUGCCCAGUCCAAGUAGCCUCAUGCAGCUGGCUGAGGAAAUGGGUGUGGUUUAUCCGGAGAGGCCGGUGUCUCCGCCUUCAGAAGGCAUCACAGUGAGUCAGGAGUCGAUCACGAUCACCGAGCGAGAACCCGUCAUCAUGCCUGAGCCCGAGUUUGAAGGGGCGGAGCUACAAGAGGCCGACAUGAUCGAAAUGCUCCUGGAGCAGUCGGAUCAGUUCCCCGAGGGCGAGGACGAGCGGGAGCGCGAGGCAGAACAGGCCAGGCAGCGUGAGGGACGAGAGAGAGAGACAGAAAGGGAGAGGUGGAUAGAAGAAGAGGUUGUAGAGAGAGAGCGAGAACGAGCAGUGGCAGAAGUAGAGAGGACGAGAGACCUGACCGGGUCGACCAUCAUCAUGGAGCCGGCUCAAACCACUGAAGUGCCGAGUAGAGACAUCAUCUCUCUGCUCGAGGAGGUGGAGCCGCCCGCCGCGAUGCCCCAGCCGGCAGAGAGAGAGAGGACCCCGGAGCCCGUCCCUAUUCCGCCGUCCCCGCCCAGUCCGGAGAGGAGGAGGGAGCGAGGCGAAGAGAGUCGUCGUCUGGAGGAGGAGCUCGUCCCGAUCCCAGAGGCCCCCACAGAGGGACCACGGAGAAGGAGGAAGAGGCAGCUGGUCUUCAUGGACGAAGAAAUACAGAUAUCCCAGGAUGCACUGCAAACCCAGAUUAAUGACCCAAGCAUUGAAACCAGAUCCUUGGAUGAGGUUCUGAUCAGAGCACCUUCUCAAGUGAGCGAGCCCAAAGUACUUCUCAGUAACCCCUGCAUGAAACUUCCCCCUGAAAUUCUGGAGUUGUGGAAGCAGGGCGCAGUCGUCCAUCACACCCUUCCAUCCAAACGCCGCAGGGAAGCUGAAGAGGAGGAUCUCGAGGCUGUACGAGAGAGAGAGAGAGGAAGAGAGGAGCAUGAAGAAGGAGAGCUUAGGGAGAUGCCCACAGAGAUAGUGGAGUCGGGAAUCUCACGAUACGAUACUCCAGUUUCCUCUCUGGGGAUGGAGGUGACAGACAGAGAAGUCUCGCCCAUGGAGACGCCUGAGAUUCGUCGGUCUCCUAUUGCCGUGUCCGUGUGCGGUUUGGAGGACAUUCCAGAGGAGAGGGUUCCUGAACUCGAGGACAUCGCGAUGGAGACAGAUCCUCUCAGGCGAAUGGGCGCUAUUGGCGAGGACAAAGUGACAUUUCACUCCCUACUGCCCCCUGGUGUCAGGCGCAGAACAAUUGCUCAGGCUUUCUGGAGGCUGCUGGAACGCAUCGACAUGAAAGAGGUGACAGUGCAGCAGGACGAGCCCUACGGUGACAUCAUCAUCAUCUCCCUGUCACAGCAGCUCUGAUUCCGUGAUUUUAUCAUUGUAUAUUUUUUUUUUUUACUGUUCUAUGAGUUUAAACCUAGAUUUAUUUCUUUUAACAUUGUAAUCACUACGUUCAAGGUGAAUUAUCGCAUCUUAUUUAAAGGGAAGGUUUUAUUGUUUUAUUUAUUUGUUUAAUGAAAUCGAGUUCUGCUUAAUAAGUGAAUCUCAUCAACUAUUUUAAACAUUUUUUAUAAAAUGCAGUUUGCUAAAUAUUUGAAAUGUUUUCAUUGUCUUUUAAAUGGUUGAUUAUGAGAUUUUUAUAUCGUGUUUCUCACUUUUUUAAACAAGCAAAAAUUUCAUGAGGUUAUGUCACAGUUAAAUUCAAUCCUGUUAUGCCGUCAUUACUGUGUUUAUUUUUUUAUUGUUAGUUUUAUAAUGAUGUACUGAUGCCUCAUUCCGUGUUG